Messenger RNA from Eufriesea mexicana, 1065 nucleotides. RefSeq names its product cyclin-dependent kinase 5 (gene Cdk5). The record is from RefSeq and is a predicted model, not a curated record. Gene Ontology annotation, molecular function: cyclin-dependent protein serine/threonine kinase activity; ATP binding. NCBI's taxonomy places the organism in Eukaryota, Metazoa, Arthropoda, Insecta, Hymenoptera, Apidae. The transcript has 7 exons. The coding region runs from base 63 to 962 and encodes 299 amino acids. Gene Ontology annotation, cellular component: cytoplasm; nucleus. Gene Ontology annotation, biological process: synaptic vesicle transport; neuron apoptotic process; protein phosphorylation.
ACGACUGUCGAGUGCAGCGCUAACCACUCUGUUAUUAUUCCGCCCGAAGAAUUGCCAAAAAUAUGCAAAAGUAUGAGAAACUCGAGAAAAUAGGAGAAGGUACCUAUGGAACUGUUUUCAAAGCCAAGAAUCGCGAAACUCACGAAAUCGUUGCUUUAAAAAGAGUUCGUUUGGACGAAGACGACGAAGGUGUACCGUCGUCUGCACUCAGAGAGAUUUGUCUGUUGAAAGAAUUGAAACAUAAAAAUGUAGUGAGAUUGUAUGAUGUGUUACAUAGUGAUAAAAAAUUGACUUUGGUUUUUGAACAUUGCGAUCAAGAUCUGAAGAAGUAUUUUGAUAGCCUAAACGGAGAAAUUGAUUUAGAUGUUGUCAAAUCCUUUCUGUACCAGUUAUUACGUGGGUUGGCAUUUUGUCAUAGCAGACACGUGUUACACAGAGAUCUCAAACCACAAAACUUGCUCAUCAACAAGAAUGGUGAGUUGAAGUUAGCCGAUUUUGGACUCGCCAGAGCUUAUGGUAUCCCUGUAAAAUGUUAUUCCGCAGAAGUUGUAACGUUGUGGUACCGUCCACCGGAUGUUCUUUUCGGAGCAAAAUUAUACACGACGUCUAUCGAUAUGUGGAGUGCCGGCUGUAUAUUUGCUGAAUUAGCAAACGCUGGUGCACCAUUGUUCCCCGGUUCAGACGUGGAUGAUCAAUUGAAAAGAAUAUUCAAAAUGUUGGGUACACCGACCGAGGAGACGUGGCCAGAUUUUACAACUCUUCCAGACUACAAGUUUUUUCCACUUUAUCAUCCUCUUCAAGGAUUGGCUCAAGUUACACCAAAACUUAAUUCCAGAGGCAGAGACUUAUUGCAGAGGUUGUUGGUAUGCAAUCCAGCGUUACGACUGUCAGCAGAGGAAGCAAUGUCGCAUCCCUACUUCAACGAUUUAAACCCUGCCAUUAAAAACGAUCGUUGUCAGUAGUGAAUGUUACUUAGAUUGUUUAGAUCUACAACGUAUGUCACGAAUAGUGCUACGACCAAAAUCACGCCAGCAAAGAUCGUUAUAUACAUAUAUAUAAAUAUAU